AUUAUAAUCUACUGUACCUGAGACAGCGAAAUAAAGUGGAUAUGAAUCAUUAUGUAAUAGUUUCAUUCCUACGGUUCUAUAGUCGCUGUCUCUAGUUAACUAUAUUAUCAACACAACAAAAAAAUGUCUCUGACAAUGAUUGGAGGUGUAAAAAUCCCCAUCGUGGGGCUAGGAACAUGGCAGGCUACCAAUGAAGAAGAACUGGAAGCCGCCCUUGAGGCAGCUUUGGAAACUGGCUACCGCCAUAUCGACACUGCAACUGUAUACCAAAACGAACAUGUCAUUGGCAAAGUUCUAAAUAAAUGGUUGACUUCCGGCAAGCUUAAGAGGGAAGAUAUUUUUAUUACCACCAAGCUUCCAUCGACGCACCUCCAUCCCGAUCUCGUUGAGUCAGCUCUAAAAGAAUCCUUACAAAAGCUUCAGCUUGAGUAUGUUGAUUUAUAUUUGAUGCAUUCUCCUAUAUACAUGAAAUUUAUCGAAGCUGGAAAGCCCAUGGAACCUCUUCCCACUGAUCAUCUGGCUGUUUGGAAGAAAAUGGAAGAGCAAGUAGAUGCGAAAAGAACUAGAACCAUCGGUGUUUCCAACUUUAGCGUGGACCAACUCGACAGAAUAGUGAAAAAUUGUAGAAUUCAACCAGCCAAUAUUCAAGUAGAACUUCACGUGUAUUUCCAGCGGAAACAACUCAGAGAUUACUGCAAAAAGCAUAAUAUUGUGAUUGUGUCGUAUGGUACACUUGGAUCACCUGGAUUGAACGAAUUUAUGAAAAAAUUUGGCAGUAAAGUAGACAACCCCAGUCUUCUUGCUGAUCCAGUAGUAACCAAAAUCGCACAAAAACACAACAAAGCUACCAGCCAGGUACUGCUAAGACAUUUAACUCAAAAUGAUAUCGUUGUUAUUCCCAAGAGCGUGAAACCAGAGAGGGUAAAGCAAAACUUUAAUUUUCUUGAUUUUACACUUGACGCCGAAGACUUGAAAGCUUUGGAGGCUUUGGAUAAAGACGUAGAGGGAAGACUGUUCCGCAUGGAUAAUCUUAAUCCCAAAAUUAAAGACCAUCCAGAGUACCCAUACAAAAGUAAAUAAAGUGAC
Messenger RNA from Diabrotica balteata, 1086 nucleotides. NCBI's taxonomy places the organism in Eukaryota, Metazoa, Arthropoda, Insecta, Coleoptera, Chrysomelidae. The record is from the annotation of a GenBank genome assembly.